Molecule: messenger RNA, 1372 nt
Organism: Microplitis mediator
Lineage: Eukaryota; Metazoa; Arthropoda; Insecta; Hymenoptera; Braconidae
Exons: 3
Coding region: 591-1049 (152 amino acids)
Source: RefSeq, a predicted model, not a curated record
AGACACGAUUUUAAUUAUACAAUCGCAGGUGCGCGCGUGUGUCAUUGGGUAAAUUCGCGCGCAUCAUAUGGCGCGCCACGUGAUUAUAACGCGCAUGCGCGAGUACACAUGUAAAACGCAUGCGCGGAUUUUAAUAUCGCGCGUGCGCAGUUUUAAGUUUAAAUAAUUUAUGCAAGUCGUAGCCUGAACAGCAGCACGUGAGUUAUCUCUUCUGUAAAUCGAUUUUUUUACGGGGGGUUAGAAAACACCCUUUUUAUUAUUGUUAAAUUAUAUGAGUUUGAUUAGAUACAUGUAUAUGUAUAUAUAAAUGUAUACAGAUGUAGACUGAUGACAUAAAUGUAUGUAUGAAUCUAUAGAUUGGGUAAUGCGGGUCAGUUUAUCUAGCUUUUUAUUCAGCUAUUGUUCUGCAAGUGUAAGUAAUAUCACGUGUCGAUGUGAAUACAGCUGGGGGAUAUAAUAUACGUUUAGGUUGGGUGGAUCUUGUAUUUAAAAGUAUAUUAUUAAGUAGGGGGUUUACGAUAUUAUAAAACCCUCGAUGUUUAUACUGAGUUUUUAAGGGGUAAAUUGACAAUUCAAGUGCACGCCUAAAUAUGAUUAUCUAUUGUAUUGAGGGAUUAUUGAUGAAAAGAAAUCGAGUUUGUAUUGGUAAUAUCGGACAGAGUGUUAGAAGUAUAUUUGUCAACCACUUUAAAUUAAGUCAGUUUAUCGCAAAUAAUAAUUCAAGUUAUAAAAAUGAAUUUAAUUUAAACAAUACGCAUUUAAAAUCUAUUUGUAAUUAUUUUAUCGAACGAAGAUUUUCAAAUAAAAAAAAAGAUUUUAGUAAUAUUAGUUUCAAGAGUCACAGUAGCAAUAUUUUGAGUGUACCGUUAAAAAAAAGACCGGUUAGGAAGCGGAAAUUGGUAUUUGAUGAUGGAGUGAUUCCUCCGCCGGGCUUUUGGAGCAUCAAAGCCUUAGCGACGGCAGAUGAGUAUGAUUUAGACGGGCUUCUGAAAGAACUUGUAGUCCAAGAUUUAUAUACUCCGAAAAAAAUAAAUACUUCUACUAAAUAGAAAGUUUUAGCAAGGCUUAAAUCUAAGGGAGAUCGAUUGAUAAGUUUUUUUUCUGCGUCAGUUGGAAAAAACCUUUUGAGAAAAAGGUGUUUAAAGUUUAAAGUAUACUGCGGCAUUCGAAUACAAGUCUACGAGCUUCAGAAAUUGAAAUAUUGACAAGUUAAUGAAAAUAUAGGAGUGUAUUUAUAAGAGUUUAUAAAACCCAAAAUAUUUAUUUUAUUAUCAAUAAAAAAAAAAAAAAAAUCAUUAAUAAUUUAUAUUUUUUUAUAUCUUCAAUUUGCAGACGCUAAGUUAUAAAUGAACCAUGUCUAAUAUAUAUUUCA